AAUUCUCCAUUGUCCCUACUCAAUCUACCCCUCUCCCCUUUUUCUUCUUCUUACUCCUUCCUUCAUCUUCUUCUAUCUAUAGUUUUUAGUUAUCUUGAUCGAUCAAUCCCCCUCCCUCUUAUUAAUUUGAUUUGCUUUUUUUUUUGGUAAUCGAAGAUAUAUUUUCAUUGGACAGCCAGAAGAUUAAUUAAUCAUUCAUCCCAACAGUCAGUGCCUUGGGAAAACAUAUGGGAUCGGAGUCUCCUUCUGCUCAGUACAUCCACAUGGUACAACACCUAAUAGAAGAGUGCAUAGUAUUCAACAUGAGUAUAGAGGAAUGCAUGGAAGCUCUAGAAAAGCAUGCAAAUAUCAAGCCAGUCAUUACUUCCACAGUGUGGAAGGAGCUAGAGAAAGAGAACAAGGAGUUCUUCGAGGCUUAUGCGAAGAAGAGAGAAGAGGGAAGAUUCAACUCGGAUAGCGAAUCAAGCCAACGCCAAAGAAUACACGAUAUAGUAUCGGAGUCUACGAUGAAAAAUAGCAAUGACGAUGAUAAGUCAUGAAUGAUUGGUACUUGAAUUUUUUGAUUUCGACAACGAUGUCUCAAGCAUUUGUUUUGUUGCAUCACAUGAAUCUGUAAUAUGUUUUUUAUACUAAAUUCAUUCCAACAUCUGUUUUGUUGCUUCUUGCUUCACGUGUAAUGUGUAAAAUCUAGUACGAGUACUAUUUUAUAUUUUAAUUAUUUUCUUCACGAGUAA
Molecule: messenger RNA, 734 nt
Organism: Salvia splendens (bonfire salvia)
Lineage: Eukaryota; Viridiplantae; Streptophyta; Magnoliopsida; Lamiales; Lamiaceae
Exons: 3
Coding region: 228-539 (103 amino acids)
Source: RefSeq, a predicted model, not a curated record